Molecule: messenger RNA, 9367 nt
Organism: Leptidea sinapis
Lineage: Eukaryota; Metazoa; Arthropoda; Insecta; Lepidoptera; Pieridae
Exons: 1
Coding region: 71-4810 (1579 amino acids)
Biological process (GO): regulation of transcription by RNA polymerase II
Cellular component (GO): nucleus
Molecular function (GO): RNA polymerase II transcription regulatory region sequence-specific DNA binding; DNA-binding transcription factor activity, RNA polymerase II-specific
Source: RefSeq, a predicted model, not a curated record
UACACAAUAUGCCAAUGCGUUUUUGCCAAUCAAAAUCGAACCGGUUUUCCAAGACACAGAAUACAACCACAUGACACAAAACAAAAUAAUACUCGGCUCUAAACCGAAAGCAACGAUUUUCAGUGAUCCAAAGUUAAAAUGCAGUCCGAAAGUACUCUUGACAAACUGGGAGUACAUUUUGUACAAUAACUCUUGUUAUUGCCAGCAGUGUGACAUCCUUUUCCCCACUCAAAACACAAUUGAUGCACACAAGAUGUCCGUGCAUUCGCUUUUGGUCAUGAUGCCUGGCAAUACUGCUCGCAAGAGUACAACGAAACUGCCCCAUUCUAACAAAGCGGUCAAGAGCACAGCGCGAUUCGACACUAUUAGGCUCUAUAAAGCAGUAAAAAGUACUUGCAAACAGAAUUUGAAGCACGAAAAACCUAACACAAGAAUAGAAAUGAGCGAAAAUGAUGAAUCUGAUACAUCGAUACCAGCGGAAAUAUUUACAUGUCCGAUAUGUUCCUGUGUGUAUAUAAACAGCAGGAACUUCACAAUUCACGCGCAGAGAAAUCACCAAACGACGAAGUUGAAACCGUUAGUUGGACCCUACGACCCGCAAUGUCGUUUUUGCAAAUCCCGAUUGUACAACUUCAAUAGCUAUAAUAUUCACAUGAAGAAUCAACACCCAGAGAAAUGUGUGCAAGUCCAUAGCAAUAGCCCAAAGCGUAAACUGCAAGUUAGUUCGGAAAGGAAGCAUAAAAUAAUAAAACUAAAUAAUGAACCACAACUUAAAUCUCCAAAAGUAAUGCCAAAUAACAUAGAUGUCCCCGUUCCAAUAGGAGUUUUGUUCAAAUGUGAUAAGUGUUCGCUUCAUUUCACGACGGGUUUAGUUGCGUUUUUCCAUUCAGUUCACUGCGUCCAAUCCCCUGGUGAGUGGAAAUGUCCGCAAUGUGAUCGAUUCUUCCGAAAAGUGGACCAAAAUAUGCACAGAAAACAGCACGAGGUGUCGGAAAGUUUCUCUGUGGUCCCGUACAGCAAAGACCUUCCUCGUAGGGUAGUGUGUCGGUGCCUUAAUUGUGGCGUGUGUUAUGAUGAAAGAAACUUCGCGAAGUAUCACGCGGUUGGUUGCGGCCAAGGCCAUACAGUGCCAUGUCCAACAUGUAAUUUAAAAAUACAUGAAUCAUCAGUAGCUAAACACCUAUGUCUUCAUGCGAAAAAUUUGAGUAUUUUUAUGGUUGACUACAUAACAGCGGAAGUAAAUGUAAAACAAGCACGUUUAGUAAAUAAUGAAAUUGCAAAACCAAAAGCCACGCCUAAACCUAAAAUUGUGCAGAGCCCUCAAACAGAGGUUAAGAGAGAAAAAUUUAAAAUAUCAUUGUACUGCUGCACGAAGUGUGACACAUACUUCCGUGUCAGGAAAGAAGUCCAUGUGAAGGGACGUUGCUUUAGUAUGCAAAAGCGGUUCUGUAAAAUAUGUGGACUGACAUUUAGUAUCAAAGGUAUGAUGACUCACUUGAAGGAUCACCAAAAGAUGAACGGGCUCAGCCUCAAAGAUUUCCGAUUUCUAGACCUGAAUACAUCCGAAGCAAUAAAACCGCCGAUGCCGAAAUAUUUGAAAUGUCAACAGUGCCACGUAAAGUUCUUCGGUCGACCGGGGCUCAGGGGUCACACGUGUUUUGAAGAGAAAUUCAAACGAUGUAAAAAAUGCAAUGAAGAAUUUAGCGAUUUGGCAUACAAGUUGCAUCUAGCCUUUCAUGACUAUAACAUGGAUGACUUAUCAGAAGAUAUGCCCGAGCUCAUGAAAAAAUAUAUAUCCAUGCAAUCAUUGUGGAAUAUAGUCUACCAUUGCGUUAUUUGCGAUAUAAUUUUAGACAAAUACGAUACCGUUGUUGAGCAUAGUCAGAACCAUUUUUGCAAUAUGGAAAGCUAUGGAGUAAAUAUUAUGCAUUGUGAGAAAUGCGACCUUAACUUCGACGAACCAUCGUACAAGAGACACAGAACGUUGCACAAAGAAAGUAAUAUAAGCAAGACAUCGCUAAUGAUUUUGAAUUUUGACUAUAACAAGCUACUAACAGAUGAUUGGCUUGAUAUGUUCUCAGAGUUGUCUAUGGAGCAAAGGCGGCAUAUACUUGCGAAAAGCAUCUACGACAUCGAAAGAGGAGUAAGACUGACUUUGAUACAGGACGGGCCAUCUAAUCCAACGUUAUAUAAAUGCAGCACUUGCGAAUUAUUCGUUGAUCCGAGUACUGUACUAGAACACGCUCAUAAUCGCGACGCGUGCGCAGAAACGACGCAAAUCCACCAGUGCUCCAUAUGCAAAAUUCCGUUUUUCAACAAAAGUGCGAAAUUAGCACACGAGUUCUACCACAGUGUGGACGAUUUCUCCUCGCUUCGGAUAGUAAGAUUUAACUCCAAAAACGAUUAUGAUAUCAACUUUGCACUGAGCAAGGUACCAGCGAAAGAUAGUUUGAAAUUUAUCUGGUGCCAGCAAUGUGGUUUGCUGGUUAAGAAGAUCGAUUACAAAAAGCACUUGUUGAAACACAACAGUGCCAAAAUGAAACCUUCAUAUAAAAUACCUAAAAAGGGAAAAAUUAGUAACGCGAGCUAUGUGUUCUACCAAUGCGUGCGUUGCCAAGGUUGUGUAUUGCACUUGCAUAAUAUAAACCAACAUUCAUGUAGGAACUCAGAGCAGUAUAUCUGCUGCAACAUCUGCGGCGUGAAAUAUCUAAAAAAUUUCGCGAAGAGUCACCAGCAAGUACAUUUAACUAAACCGAAAUUGAGCAGGAGCACCGUGAAGUUUAUUAAAUUUAAGGACGGACGUGUAAUACCGGAGAAACACACAAAGUCAAGUUUUAGUGCAUACCAGUGUACCAAUUGCGGCACGUGUGUUCAUCAAAAAAAGCAGUUGUAUUUGCACAGCUGCCAAGACCGCUCACGAACUUGUCAAAUAUGCAAUUUGAAAUUUCGUGGACACAAGUACCAUAAGACUGUCCAUGCGAAGUAUCCAGAUUUGAAAGUAAAGGAUUUAAAUAUUAUACCAUUCAACUCGGAUAAAAGUGAAACAUCAGAAACACCAGAAAUAGUACCGAAAAAGAGGUUGGCUCAACCGACGCGUCGGUUGAUUGAUUACAUGUCAGGUAAAGGUACCAGGACACGAUUUCAGGGCGAUUUAAACAAAAUAUCCGAUAAAAAUCGCUUCCGUUGUAUCAAGUCAGUAAUGUAUAAAUGUGACUGCAAUCUGUUAUUUAUCAGACGGAGUAGUCUGUUGGUACAUAUUCCUAAUUGCUCCAAAGAUAGACUUGGAAUAAGAUGCGACGUCUGUCACCUGAUAUUUCAUAGAUCAUCUAUAGAAGAGCAUAGAUUACGACAGAAGUGUAGCGAAUCCAAGUUUUAUUGUGUAUCCACCGUUGAGGUAGGUUGUUCGGAUACAGAUGAUGAAAAUAAAUGGCUAAAAUUAUGUAAGGAAUGUGGCGUGUACUACUCAUCAGAGAGGGGAAUCGUUGGCCAUUUUGAUAACAAUCAUUUGAUUAAACGCUUUAGAGACUGUUCUCCCUGUGAUAUAAAAUUUUCCAGUCUCAGUUACCAGCACCAUGUACUUUGGCACCACACAAAAAACAACUACACCGUAAAAGAUUUAAAUAUUGAUACGUUUGUGAAACUGUCUGUGCAAAAUUUGUGCCAAAUGGAAGUCUCGUACGAGGAAGCUGAACUUGAUAUUAAUUCAGACGGCGAUGAUAUAACUAUUAUAGACGAUGCCGAUACUACGAACGAUUUGGGGGGUGAUGAAGUUGAAAAGGUCAGUGUGGAAGAAGAGAAUGUCGAUGAGAGCGACACCGAAGUAAAUGACGAUAACAAAAUAAUUGAUAUACAAAAUAAUCACAUGGUAGCUGACGCUGAAGCGGAUGAUGUUUUGUACAAAUGCGUUGUGUGUGGCGUGCAUUACAUGAGUGCUUCAGGUAUUACGUACCACAUGAACAACGGUAAUCAUAAAAAGAUUUCCCGAGCUAAAUGCACGUUAUGCAACCUAUUUUUUACUAAAAAUAUCAUACCCAAACACCGCAUCAAGCAUCACAAGAAUGACGAACCCAAUACUAACUUCGUCGUCAAAUUGUCGUCCGAAGUCGUCCCGAUCAGAUCUAUCAUUCCACUAAGUUUUGCGAGAUGUCUUUUUAAAUGUGGUGUAUGCGAUUUGCAUUUCAUGUAUUCGGCUACGGCAAGGACGCAUUUAAAAAUUGGCGACCAUAACACAAGCAAAGUCUUGUGUAGUGAAUGUCAGCUAUAUUUCACUGAAGAAGUAAUUGAGAAGCACAAAGUAAAACAUCACAUUGACUUCUCAUUUACAAGAGAUGAUUACACAAUCAAAGUCAUUCAUCCAAAUGAUGCAGCGCAUCGAGAUGACACAGCGCAAAUGGGAGUUGAAACUCUUGGAACUACCCUGAAAACAGAUCCUGAUAGAACUAGAAAAUCUUAUGAUGACAAAAGGUCUAAAUUGAAUCCAGCGAACUCUAAUCUAUUCAAAUGCGCAGAAUGUGAUGUUUAUUUCGUCGUAGCUGAAAUGUGCUUCGAUCAUGUUCGUGCGCAUACGCCUUUAGAUCCGACCGAAUAUAUUGCGUGCAAAAUAUGUGAUUUGCAAAUACUCUGCGAGAGCCUCGGCGUGCAUAUGCGAACUCACAGAGAGAAUAGUUUUAAUAUUGACGAGCUAGUGGUGACCGAAUAUCGGCCGGCUGCGAACGGUGCUCCGACCUCAGAUACUUAUCUUGCUGCGGAAAGACUUAAAUCAAAACUAAUUACUACCACAACUGAUUUUGGUAGCGACGAAAAGUAUUAAAACUGUAAGUUUAGUUUAAGUUUAACAGAAGCUUAGUUGUAAACAUAUUGUCUACUUAAAUCAAUGAAGAUACCUUGAAACUUGCAUGUGACUAUAACUUCUCGAUAAAUUCAAGGUAAUGUUUAUUGUUAACGAAUUACUUCAGAUGAAUAAUAGAUUAAAAGUACAUCUUUAAUCUGUGACAGAAUUACAGCUGGAUAAAAUUUCCUCAAAUUUUUGAAACCCUUUUCAUUUGAUGAUGAAUUAUUUUAAUGAUUUUUCGAAUACUCUUGUUUUACUAUAACACAAUUUGUAUUAGAUCAAUAUUGGUCUAUGUAUUUUACUCUGAACUUGUUAACUUACUCACGUUUUUCUAGUUGAUUUUAUAAAAAUUUUAGAGGUACCCUCUUAAAAUGAAUGCAUAAUGUGGAAGUUACUUUUUGUUAAAUACUAUUAUUUUUUGAUUGUGUCUAGUGUCUAGUUUGUAGAUGUAACACGAAUGUGGAUUGCUGAUUUAUGUCAUUACGUAUAUGUUUUAAUAAUAAUAUGAAUAAAAUUCAAGUUAUGUGGAAUUAACUUCAAUGCAUAAUAGAUUUAAAUAGAUUAUUAAGGCAAUUGUCGCGAAUUGUAAAAAUAUAACCUCAAAUGACGUCACGAUUACUGAUUUUGUGAGUUUUUGCUCGGGCUAAGCCCCGGAACUAAUGUAACUAUUUUUAAGAUUCGUUUAUUUUAAUUUCGCAGAAUAUUGGUAAUAUGUAUAUUUAUGUUUUGUAUAUCAGUUAAGAUUUUAUAUCCUAAGUGUCAGUGGUUUGAUACACUGUGACACCACAACCACAGAAUUAUUUAGAGAAAUUAGAAGUCGGAUGUGCUGAAUACUCCCAUAUAAUAUAGUCCAGUGAAUAAAAAAGUUUUUUGCGUUGCGCUUUGUCUUUUUGCUUGAAAAUUGACGAAAAGCCCAUGUAAAGGCGUAGGCGUACUUUCAACCCCUAAUUCCCUAAGCCCUAAAUUUGUCCUCCGAAACUCUUUAUUCUAUAUUCUCUGUAUAGUCUAGUCGACAAGUUGAAAAUGGUACAAAAUAGAGAUAUUGCUCUUGAAAUUAUGUGCGAUAGCUCGUUGGAUCCGGAGUGACGCCUAGAAAAAAGUGCCAAAAGCGUGUAUUAGCAUACAAAAAAUUGCAAAAGUUAUAAACAAUUAAAGAUGAAAAAACAAUGGCAUUUUGUUUUAUGCCAAUAUUUCAUAAACUAUUAAUAUUUAAGAAAUUUCAGAAAAAGAUUCUGAAAGAGGAGGAAAUUUCCUAGGAGGACUAGUAGUUCGAACCAGGAGCCCGCAUUUAAAAUGUCAAACAUGUUUGAACCGGGCUGACUUCCUUACAUUACAGUCCAUCCCUUAUUUUACCUCUCAGGGGUAGUAUUUCCGAGGAUUCCAUGUUUCAAUUCCAACUUUCAUUUAAAUUUUCUCUUUGUAGUUUGGUCUAUUAUUAGGCUUCUCUCUCAGGCUCGUACGCAGGGUGUUUUUAGAUCGUCGCAGAAAAAAGAGUAUACAAUGAUUAUAACAUAGACAUAUAUAUAUAUAUACUUAGACUUUUCUAAGACUUUACUCAAGUAAAACUUAGCUGAGUGUGAUAGAACGCGAACUUGACUUUUCUAUUGGCCGGUCUUAACUUAAGCUCAGUAUAAUUUCAGCUGUCAAACAAUUAUAAAAACGAAAUUAAAGAUAAUGCUAAGAUUAUACUCAGCUAAGUUUUACGUCAGAAAAGUCUGCGCAAAGUUUAACCCUCCGAAAUCGGCAGUGCCCCAGGGAACUAGAAUUUUUCCGAUACACAAAAACAGAAAGUGCCAUACUGCACAUUAUUCCCUCACCAAGCUCUGACCCUUAUUUCGUUUAUAAGAUGGUUUAUUUUGCAUGAUCUUAUAGCUUGUAUGGCUUUCAGAAAAAUCACUCAAAUCAUCCUAAUUAUAAGCAAUCUAUUGGUGCACGUAUAAUAAUCUUUCCCGGAACGGAAAGGUAUCCUCUUUAGAUAUCAGCCUGCGAAUGGAACACUAACAAUGGUGUAGAUAGUUAUAUUCCAAAAAAAAAGAUAACAUUUAAGAUUAAAACAACGGGCAUACCAGUGAAACUACAAUCUUUUCUUAUCCAAAUUAAAAUCGUGCGCAUGCGUGUGGUAGGUACCAUUGCGUAGAAAAUAUAAAAAAAGCGUGUCGGGUUUUGAUGUAGUGAAUUCUGUUUGCGCCAUUCAGCUGUUUACUAUGCUGUAAAUAAGUCACCAAUUUGUAGGGCUGGAAUAAGUACAUUUCGCCACUACAGUUUGCCGACGCGUCGCCUUUUCAAUGUCAACUCAUUCGCCAUUCGUGCGUUUAUUCUUUAUUUAUAUAUUUGGACACAUGGACGAAUUAACCACUGUUCCUGUUCACUGAACUGUAUAAAUACCACAGGACAGGCUGUGCCAUAUGUUUGACUACAAUUUUUUGUGUCUAUUUGAAGCGCCACUCGCGAGCGUCCAGAGAACUAAUUUUGACGUAUAAUACAAAUGGUUGCGAAGGAACGUACAAUACUCUGAAGUAUUUUAUGCAUUUUGAAUUAAUUGCGUUAAUUUCCCGUGUAAAUAAAGUACACAAUUUUUUUUUGUAAAUAGUUUCCCACCAUCUAUCGAUGUUUGCUGAGGUUGUCAUCACUAGUUUUAGUAACGCAGACUCUCGCUACAUGGCCAACAGAGCCAAAAUGGCGAAUAUCAAACAGGCACAAAUGCACUUUGACAGCCGCCAGUCCAGUGGUCCAGUCGAGAUCAGUGCACCUGUUACCCCACUGGCUACUUAGCUUAAUAGCUUCAGUAACCAAAAUGGCGUUGGCAGUAAAACACAUGCUAUCGAAGUGGAAGGUUGUCACAAGUAUGUGCAAAUGUGCUGCUUUGUUAGUAUAAUAUUAAACACUCAAAUAACCUAAACAUUCAUUCAUUCGAAGAUUAUUUGGACGUAAUUCCAGAAAAACGUUCCAAACCACAAUCAUGUCGAAAUUGAGUUAUGAACACAAAACUGGUCACAUGAUUCAUAUUAACGGACUGACAAACAAUGGCAGCCCUACUGACACUUUAAAUGAUAUCAUGACUUAGUAGCUCAACCCACAUGUAUGGAAUACACUAAUAUUUAUUAAAAUUUAAACAGCAAUUCCUUAAAACGUGAUGUUUGUGGCUUCGAACGUUUUUCAGGAUCAGCUGUGAACACGUCGAAAAAAGUAGCGCCGAACAGUUGACCUCUAUUUUCAUCAACGCACAAACACUAACACAAAGUGACACACAUGUCGCGAGUGUAAGACGUAGCUUCACAAGCUCACUUAAGUAAUAAACCUGGCCUGUCAUGCGUUGCCUAAUAACAAGAAUCUAUUUAGCCGUAUGAAUAUCUAAGGAUAAGAAAAUUAUAGAUUUCAUGCGCUAUUGCCAUGUUAGCCGAUUGUAAUUUUACGCCAUCCCGCGAAAAUUAGUUUAUUUCAUUCCUCUUUGGUCUCGUAUCCAAUGGUUAAUUCGUCUGAAGUCUGAUACUCACACGCAUGCAAUCAAGGCUCCAAGCACUUCACUGCAUUCUAUGAAAUGGGCGAAUAGAUUUCAUGACGAUUGAAAGCAAACGUCAAAACAAGAUAUCAAUGCGCCACUAACCCGUAAUAAUUCGUAUUUGUUUCAGAAGUAAAAAAUAAAAUUGUUAUAAGACACAAAUAAAAUCUGAAAAACAAAAUUUUAUGAACGAUGCGGGACUCGAACGGUUAGCUGAGUUGGUUAGAGCACCGGCAUGGAACGCCGGAGGUCGUGGGUUCGAGUCCCGCAUCGUUCAUAAAAUUUUGUGUAUCAAAUUUUAUUUGUGUAUUAAUCCUAGAAGUGAGGGUUAUCAAUUUAAAAAAAUGUGGUGAAUUUUCGGUAAUAUAAAGAGAUGAAUAAAUAGAAUGGAGUUGCCUUCAGGGCAUUAAUUCAACGGGACUGGUUGCGUCACCAUGGUGUCCGUAAGCUACCAAACUUAGACACCAUAGUCAUGACGCGUCCUAGCUGGUCGCGCCACCAAACUGACACCAGGUGAUUAUGUCCGUAUAGAGUUGUAUGUGUUUAUAUGGUAGCGGCGACUGGUAACGCCACCAUGGUGUCCCGGUGUAAUUAGGGCUACUAAAAUAAGGGCGAAUGCAUUUAUAAUUUAUGUCCACUGGUACAAUGAUCUUGUUUAUACAAUUUUCAUGUUUUAAAUGGAACGAAUAUGAUUGUGUCAUAGUUAAAUUUUAAUUGCUCUAUAUCAGUUAUGCCGAGAUAUGAUUUGCUUUGCGUUGCUUUGAAAAAAUAUUUGCAUCACUACAUACGUCACGUUAGCCUCUAGCCCGUUUGCCUCUCGCCUGUUUGCCCCUGGUACAUAAAAAAAAUUAACGCCUCCUAAGAAAGUUCUCAAAUAAUAUAGGUCAUCUUUUUUGUUUUUAGGCAUUGUAAUUACCUGAUUUACAAUGAUUGAUUUUAUCGAUGACAGUAGAUGUAAGUUUUGAUAUAAGUAAUAAUUUUGCAUUUUAAAGCUUUUUUUAAAAUGUAUUUUUGUAAUAAUAAAUAAUUUUAAUUUA